UUUGCGUAACCUAAGGCCAUGCUCUGUGAUUGGCUUGCCAGCUGACAUCUCCAAACCUCGCUUGUCGUUUUUUCCCCUCUCUCUCUCUCUCUCUCUCUCUCUCUUCCUCUCUCUCUAAUAUUGGCCCUGAUGAUCCUAAGGGGAAAAAAAGUGGGGAGAGAAAAAGAUAUGUACCUUAGGGAAGAACCUCAGUGAGAGGGAGGGAAUCAGAGGACGAGUAGGAGCGUGUGUGCGAGUGUGUGAAAGAGACACUUACUCUCCUAACUACUGGGACACACACACUUUCCUCACCCAACUCAAAGAAGCAGCAAACCCUGGAGAAUUGUUAUUAUUUAUUUGACUUUUGUGCUUUCAUUUUAAACCCCAAAAUUGCUAAUUAUUCUCUCAAGCAUCCAUCUUUUUCCACCUUGAGACUUGCCUGCUGGGACUUAAUUUUCAACCCCUCUCUAGGAGUCCUAUGUACUGAUCAAUAGCAAUUUCCAUCCACACAAGACAUACCUCAUGGAUUUGUACCUGGUUGGAUAUCUCAUGUGCAUGUGGUUGUCCAGCUCUCGGGUGCUUGGAGGCUAUCCCAUCUGGUGGUCCCUGGCCCUCGGGCAGCAGUAUUCAUCCCUAGGAUCCCAACCCAUCCUGUGUGGCUCUAUACCUGGUCUGGUGCCAAAACAACUGCGCUUCUGCCGCAAUUACAUCGAGAUCAUGCCCAGUGUAGCAGAGGGAGUCAAACUGGGAAUCCAGGAGUGCCAGCAUCAGUUCCGAGGCCGCAGGUGGAACUGCACCACCAUCAAGGACAAUCUAGCAAUAUUUGGACCCGUUCUUGAUAAAGCCACAAGAGAGUCUGCAUUUGUUCAUGCGAUUGCCUCAGCUGGAGUGGCGUUUGCAGUGACCCGUUCAUGUGCGGAGGGGACCUCCACAAUGUGCGGCUGUGACUCCCAUCAUAAAGGCCCGCCAGGAGAGGGGUGGAAGUGGGGUGGCUGCAGCGAAGAUGCAGAGUUUGGGGUUUUGGUGUCUCGAGAGUUUGCAGACGCUCGUGAGAACCGACCAGAUGCUCGGAGUGCCAUGAACAGACACAACAACGAGGCAGGACGGAUGACCAUCCUGGAAAACAUGCACCUGCGAUGUAAGUGCCAUGGACUGUCAGGCAGCUGUGAAGUAAAGACGUGCUGGUGGGCUCAGCCUGACUUCAGACUGUUGGGGGAUUACCUGAAAGACAAGUACGACAGUGCCUCGGAGAUGGUGGUAGAGAAACACCGGGAGUCCAGAGGCUGGGUGGAAACACUCCGGGCCAAAUACGCCUUCUUCAAGCACCCCACAGAACGAGAUCUGGUGUAUUACGAGGGAUCGCCCAACUUCUGUGAGCCGAACCCGGAGACGGGCUCAUUCGGCACCCGGGACCGCGCCUGCAACGUGUCGUCGCAUGGCAUCGAGGGCUGCGACUUGUUAUGCUGUGGCCGCGGCCAUAACACACGGACAGAAAAGCGCAAGGAGAAAUGCCACUGCAUCUUCCACUGGUGCUGCUAUGUCAGCUGCCAGGAGUGUGUGAGGGUCUACGAUGUGCACACGUGUAAAUAAGUGCAGGAAGAAAGGGACUAGUGGACAUUAAAGGAUGGAAAAAGAGAGAAGGAGAGGGAGAGACAGAGAAAAACACACACAAGAUAGCGGCACUUCCGUGGUAGAACCCUUUACUAAUGUGCCCUUUUUGAUCUACAUGCCCCAAAAGAUGCUGAUGGUGAGCAUCAUGGUUACUACUGCCAUUCCUCUCACUCUUUUUUCUGGCAUGCAUUACGUCUGCAAAAGACCAAAAUGCCUUGUUAUCAUUCAGUCUUCUUUAUCUGUAACACCAUCUCUCUGAUCAUCUCGGCCUGCUGCCCAAGGGCCGAAACUGGAUAUGUUCAAAUACAACCAAUGACAUUAGGCGCGUAUUAAAGAACAAGAGGAGGGGGAAAGCACGACAGGAAAUUCUCUGUGAACUACUGAAUGCUGGGUCUGGAAAUAAGCCCUGCUAUACUACUGAAUCCAAUGUAAUGCCCAUGUUUUUCCUCAUGAUCUCCCAAUCGUAUUGUACACUCCUACCACAUUCCCUAUAAUCGUAUAUAUGUUCACAUCAUGGAACAUAUUGCUGUUUGCUACAUAAAAACUCUCUCUUUUGUUUAUGCAGCUGUUCGGAGGGAUGCAAUUGAUAUAUUAGUAUAGGGGCAGAGCAAACAGGAAAAGGCAUCAUGAGUACCUUCCGAUAUAAAAAAAAAAAAGGAUUUUUGCAGAAUAUGAACAUGCAAAGUCAUCAGGGAUUCUCCUGGAUGAGUGCAUGACUGCAGAAUGCAACGACACACACUGGGCUCACGUGCACCCGACCAGUAAAAUUUGCACUUACAAAACUACUAAUGAGUAUAUUAAUUCUAGAGAUUACAGUGAUUAUUUUUUAACAUAUUCUUUUUGAUAAAGCUUCUCGUAUAGGACUGUGAAGGCUCAGUUUCAACACUUCCCUGUCGAGACGUUUGCGUAGAGGAAGGAGAACAAGCGCGCAGGAGGAGGAUAGUUGAGGAAAGAAAUAGGAGGGUAAAAAAAUUUAAGAGGGAAGUGGCAAUCCAAUUUCAUGAAAAAACAACUAGGUGGCGCUUGGUAUGAAUUUGUACGAUUUUAUAUGUAGGAUUUUUAGAAAAACAAAAUAAUGAGAGUCCGACCCUAAAUCUAAUAGUCAGUGGGCCGCUAUCAGAUCACAUGAAAACGUACGAAGGUCAUACAAAUGUAUACGAAGUAGCCACCAAUUUGCAAAUUGUCAUGAGAGUUUGUUUGCAAGUGGAGGACUGCUGCGGGUUCAAGUGUGUGAUAAAUGGAAGAAAGACCAGCUUCACAAAGCUGCAGCAGACUAGCGGAGGUUUCCAUAGGACAUGUUCUGACAGUCCCGUACGCUUCCCAUUAAUUAAGUUUAACUACACAACGCUAGUUUCACAUUCACACUGAUCCCUGAGGAGCCCGCUCACCAGUCACAUUUAUGCUCCCUUUCCCAUUUCUCCUUCCGCUAUAUCCAAAGUUUUGUACAAAGCCUUUAAAAGUUCAUAAUUCCCUUUUUAUUUUAUAAUCUGAAAAUGUUAUGUUUUUAUAAAUAUUAUUUAUUACACAAUGUAUAUAUCUGUAUGGCUGAACUAAGAUUAUAUAUUUGAAGAACAAACCACGUCUCAUGAUUUUGCUUUUAAAUGUAAGACUGACUCUUGCUCUGCUUGUAUAUGCUAUGUGUAGCCUCAAUUAUAUGAAUAUGAUGCGGAUAAUGACACUUUUAACAACAGAUUAUAAUAAUAAAGCAUAGCAUAAAAAUAAAAACACUGUGACAUUGGCACACAACUAGAUAAAGUGUUCAAUUUAGCUGAUCACAAUCAUCUGAUCUCAUGUCUGCAUCUACUCAGGUUUUCAGAUGGACCUCUGUCUGUCUCCACUACAGUAGCUCUACAGAGUAAAGCAUGACACAAUGAACACUACAAAUACUGACUGAAAUAAAACCGACUUCUUUUACCCGUUCGUGUAAAUAUUACUCAAUCGGCUCCUGUACACACAGGUCUGUUUGAGAGUCACACCUGUUAUUAAUCUGACAGUGUGAAGGUAACCUAUGUAAAAACCCGAGAAUCAAAUAUAACCAUUUAAUCUCUCUUAGUGCUAUAGAGUGCACUAACAGAGCAACUGCAGCAGAGUAGACAGACAGUUCAUUUUAAACCAGACCUAAGUAGGAACACAACCUAAGUCUCAAUGAUAAAAAAAAAAGCUAAUUCUUACAAAUCAACAAAAACAUCAGUCAUUUAUUGUCAUCUUAAAACUGCAUUUUAAUCAGGAAAUCAUUGAAGACAUUAUUUAUAUUUAUAUUUAAUAGGAAAUUGCAGUAGUUACUUCCUUUACCGGUCAUGCCAUGAAAAUAUAUCAUUUAUAGUCCAAAUGUUUGACAAUAAAGGCAGCUACUACAAGUACUAAUGUGUGACAUGUAGUUCAAGUUGCAAAGAUCCAAAAAGUAUACAAACCUCGAAUUCUAUAUUUAAAUGUGGCUUAAUAUCACUAUGAAUUUUACAGUUCAAAAAUAAAAGUCAUAAAGGGGUCAUAAUGUUUUGAGAGAGAAAGUAUGCAUAUAUGCAAGAGACAUAACAAAGAGAAAGAAGAGGAGAAUUCAAGGCCAAUGUGAACUAUCCUGGCACUUUUGGCAGAGGGGAGGUAGGUUGCGUGUUUCUGUCCUGUUCACAGAGCUUAAGGCCACUAUGUUACCGUUUAGACUGGGGCAAGGGGCUGAGACCAAGACCUUUCCUAUGUUCCUGACAAGGAUUGUCCCGAGCGAUAUAAAAAGGAUGGCUUAAAAAAAAGAUAGAAAAAAACUAAUCUUAAAAUAAAAGCAAUAAACAAACUGCAACAAUAUACUGGCAUGCAAAGGCACAGCAGUGGGCAUUUCAGUAUUGUUCAGUAUUGGCAGGCACUAACUGUUAAGAUAAGUCCAUCCAUGACAAAGAGAAAAGUGAGCAGAGGAUUUGGUCAGAGAAUUUUACCAUUGCUAAAUUCACACAGCCCAGUAAGGGCAAUUUUAGGAGUAAGGCAUUAUUGACAGGAAUCAUAAAAAUAUAAUACAUUUUAUAUAUAAAAAUACGUAAUAGGUCUAAUUCAUGUAAUACAUGCAUGUACUAUUUCAAAAUUCCUGAUGUCAUAAGAUUCCUGAGACACAUGUACAAAUAUGAGACCCUUUGCACUUGAAGUAAGGAAUCAAGGAGCUAUCGUGUCUGUAUUUAUCAUGGAAACAUGCCGUACACUAUACUUAAGGAAAGUGAGGGAUAGAGAGAUAUGCUGUAGGUAUGUCUGCUCUCUCUCUCUCUCUCUCUCUCUCUCUCUCUCUCUGUCUUUCAAGUGCACUCAGUGUUUUCCUGACUCCUUUAACAGCUUCUGAAAUACAUGGAAGAAAACACAAACAGGAAACCUUAUGAAAAAAGUGCAUGUGUCAUGUGAAUGGAUGAAAGCUGAAACAAAGAUGACAAAAAUGUAAAUCAAAAAUAUUAUUUUUAUAAUAAACAUCCCUGGUGUCAUUUUGAA
Carassius auratus (goldfish) is the source of this 5049-nucleotide messenger RNA. RefSeq names its product proto-oncogene Wnt-3. Gene Ontology annotation, cellular component: extracellular region. The record is from RefSeq and is a predicted model, not a curated record. The transcript is spliced from 4 exons. Gene Ontology annotation, biological process: multicellular organism development; canonical Wnt signaling pathway; cell fate commitment. The coding region runs from base 502 to 1569 and encodes 355 amino acids. NCBI's taxonomy places the organism in Eukaryota, Metazoa, Chordata, Actinopteri, Cypriniformes, Cyprinidae. Gene Ontology annotation, molecular function: frizzled binding; cytokine activity.